AUCAAUAAGGGCCCUGCAACAAAAACAACAAAACCUAAAUACAGUCACCAACUUUAAAAGUAAUUAAAAAGCUUGUGAUCUAUAGAAUUCUAAAAUACAAGUUUUAAAAAUCAUGACUGAGUUAAGAUCCUUCAGUUCAUUAGGAAUGUCAUGAAAAAGUUUCGAUCCAUUAAAAUAAAAAGACUUCCUUGCAGUCUCAGUUCACACCAUGGGAAGCAUUAAGUUCUUCCCACUUUCCCUCGUUGUGGAUAGUUCUAAAAACCUUAAAAUAAUCUUUAAAAAACAUUGGAGGAGAUCCCUUUAAGCAUUUGAAAGUUAAAUUAAUAGUAUGCAUAUCACGCCCAAAGACAAGGGUAGCCACUUCAAAUUCUUCUCAGUGUCUGAAUCUUAGGUCUUCAAGACAAUCUUUGCUGCCCUUAUCUGUGCAUGAUCUAACAAGCCCAAAACAAGUACAAAUAUCUGGUGGUAUUUGUACUCCAGAGAACCAGUUAGACAGGUUACCUAGUAUCACGCAAGCGAUGAAUUGGAUUGAAGUUAGGGAAAUAAAAUGGCGGACAAUUCUGUCACACUCCCUGUAAAUAAAUAUCCACGAAAUUCACCCACACUGAAAUAACAAAUUGAAUUUAGCAUGAUGGGUAAUAAAUAUCUCAUAAGACGUUUUGUUGUGUAGUCUUGCUGAGUAUUUUUACUUGUUCAUGUAUUUUGACUCACCCUACAGGCAUGUCAAAAUACAGCACAACUCAUAAAAUACACAGCAAUACUGCACAACAAAAGUUCUAUAUAUUUACACCUCCAUGCUGUUCUCCGUGCAUUUCCCAAGGUGCUGACAUGGAGAAUUUUUUUAACAACAAAGAGCAUCUAUAGUUACUGAUUAUUUCCUUUAUAUUCUCACAAGCUUGAUGUGGGAUUCAGGGGUGAUAUUUGUUAUAGUGUUUAUGAACUAGGGUUUAAAUAAUAGGAAUCAUCAUUAGGUGUAAUAUGUUAUGUAAGAUGCAUGACGAGGGGUCCCAGAGUGUAAACCUAAAGAGCUAAGUUGCAUGCAUGUCGAGGUUGUGGGUAUAUUGGGUAACUGUAGUUGAGGUAGUGAUUAUUAAAGUUGGGUCAGCCAUUUUAACCAAGGAUUGGCGUCACUUGGGUCAAAAGGAUCAAUGGGUAACAUGUUAAUUAAAAUUCAAAAGUACAUUGUAAUUAAAAAUUCUAAGCCAAAUUAAGUUUGGAACACUCAGUUGAAACAGUAGCUUCCAGCUUAGCAUGCAUAGCCUGUGACAAAGGUUUAAGUUUAUUACAGUGUAAUAUUAUUUGACACUGAGUAUUUAUAUGCUUAAUUUGGACAUGAAAGCAAAGCUUUGUAAUGCCAAAGAGCUAUAUCUAACUGCAGUCAGUGCAGUUUUGGCCUUCCAGGCCUCAUCAGUGCAGUUCUAUAUAUUGUGGCUGAAUAUUUAUUUUGUGUCUAUCUAUUUAUUACAUAUUUAGCCCAUUUUUCAUUUUCUGAAAUCCAUCAAUCUUUUGACAAAAUAACAACAGCUUGCAGUCAAGCAUUCCUAAAGACAAGCCAGAGUAACAAAUUACUGUCAUCUAGGCCACUUUUUAACUGUAAAAAGGAAUGUACAAUUACAGACUUCAUUGGUUAAAGAUGAACUAAACAAACUGAGUUUGAUAAUUUCUGUCCAUUCAAUUUUUGAUGUAUGUAUUUUAUUACAGAACAAGUCUUAACAGUUACUGUAAUGAUAUGGUUAGCAUGAUAGUUUUGGGGAAGUACACCAAAUUACAUGAUUAUUAAAGAUGUAACAUAAUAGCCAUUUGGAAUGUUUGUAGUGAAAAGUUAGUCCAAGUUAGCUUUUACUUCCACUGUGAAUUAACAGGGUAUUUUAUUUACCAAAUUUAGACUCCUCCCAUGUUGACGUUGUGGUCACCAGGGAUUUUGCAAAUCCUUUUAUUUCUUUUUGCCCAAUUUUAGCAAUAAAACACAUUUUUCCAGGCUCUCUAAUGUGAUAAAGCCAUCCAAGAUGGUGGGAGAACAUGUGGAAAGGUUAUAAAUCAAGAGCUAAAGACCAGUGAUUUCUUAGUGUUCCCUCAACAUCCCAAGUGGCGUUAUCACAUUACAGAGCCGAGAAAAUGUGUUUUAUUGCUUUUAUGAUAUCACUAUAAUUAAGUUGUCACCAAUCAAAUGUAGGCUCUAUAUCCUGAUAAAGCAUGAUCUGCUCGGAAACUGAAUUUACCAAUCAGACGAUGCAUUCUAUGUUUAUUUAUGUUAUAAAGUAAUGAUAAUGAUAAUAGUAAUAAUGAUAAUGCUGAUAAUAAGCAAUCAGUAUUUCUUUUUUAAAAGUGGUUUCCCUGACAUUCUCUGUGAGUUGCUGCUUAUUACGGGUUCCACAGAUUAGGGGUAUUACUAAAAAAGAUUAAGAAAAGCCAUUUUAUGAAAUAAUUGGCUACUUUAUGUACAAAAACUCUCCCAAAACUACAACUAACAUUGAGUUUGGGAGAUAGACAUGGAAAGAUUGUUACAGUGGCAAUAGACUUCUUUUAACCUGUCUUUUCUGUUAUGGUUCAUCUUGUUUGUUUUUCCAGGAAGAGCAAUGGAAUUGUUGUAUGUAUGGAGCAAGACAGCCAUGCUUCAUAUUAUGGACACUCAACAGUUAACCAAAACUACAUCAAACUGAUAAUUCAGCAAGAGACAGAGUGCUUUUAAUUAUUCUUCAUUUCAAAGUCAAGUUUGUCAGUUUACAUAGUACAUUACAUUGUACAUUAGUAUAGAUUGAAAAUAAAAAAAAAAAAAAAAAAUUGAAACUAAUUGUGGCCAUUUUUUUACAGAUUUGCCACAUGGUUGGACACCCUAUUAUGUUGUGAACAUAGACCAAGCUGGAUUUGUUAUUCAGUGGCUCAACCUUUUCAUUAUUCAUUAAUUUUCAUCAUUCAUUGGAUAGUGUGGGUAAACUUUGGUCCAGUAACACACAGCAGGUCACAAAAGGUUAACCAAGGUGACAGUUGCCAGACCUGAUUUAAUUAUAAACAUUUUGAAAUUUUAACGAGUGGCUCCCUAUCUUGAACUGUCAUAAAUUCAGGUUCUUACCAAAUGUCAGAAAGUAGGUCGUCUCUGGACAAAUGAGAAUUUUUUUCAGCAUCUUAAUUUUCAGGUAUGCUAAAUAUUUGGCUAUGUUUUAGGAGGUUUGGUCCAUCAGCUGAUAGGAUAAUUACUAACUUGUUUGCUUGGGUUUGUCUCAGCUGAGGGAAUUUCUGAUUGGUUGGAUUUUUCCAAGCGUGAAUUUUGAUUGGUUGAUAUUGAAUUAUCAUUUUACCCACCAAGUCACGAGAUUCGUGUCACGGGAUUUACAGUCUGCUUGAAAAAUAAUUUUUUUCCGUACCAAGUGCAAUUACCCAGCUUGUUGUCUGAAAUACUCGAAGGCGAACCAUUGAAAGAAACUGUAAUUGACUGAAACGUUCUACAAAAUGAGCAAGUUUAAGUGUAAGUGUCUAAAUGUCACUAUACAUGUGAAAGAAAAAGCCACUCGCGAAGCGGAAGGAACAGCGUUUGUCUCUGAGAAUUGCUCUGAACCUUUCUUUACCAAGGAGCUGUACGAAGUUGAACUUGCCGUUGGGGGAAUAACAAAGGAAGUUGGAAGUCUUGUGAGAGAAACCCAAGCUGAAGACUGGGAUGUUUUCACUUGUAUAAACUGCAACAUGGACACACAUGCCCUACAUACCGUGAAAAAGUACGAUCGAGUGUUAAUAAAUAGAGGAAUGGAGAGUGAUCCAGUUGUCCACAGUGAAAGUGCCAGUUCCUCUGAAUAUUCUUCAAUCUUCAAACUUAUUCUAAAGCCUGCAAAAGAUAAUGAUCCAGAUGUUGGGGAUAACUCAUUUGCAGGAAACGCCAUUUUGCUGGGUCAAGACAGGAUACCUGUUGCCAUGGUUAGUGUACAGGAACAAGUAAAAAAAUUCCUACAAGCUGAAGAGGAUGCAAUGAAUGAAAGAAUACGAAAAUUUGUUGCUGAACAGAAGAGAGCAUUUACAGCUCUUCAAGCUCAAGUGUUCAAGGAUAAAAAAGCUGUCUACUGUGCUAUCAAAAGAGAAGAAGAAAAAGCCAUGGAGAGUUCUCUGGAUGAAGCCAUGGCAGAUAGUUCUUUUGACACCCCAAUGUCAUUUAAACCUGUGGCUACAACUCCUGGGUGGAAUGACCACCCCCCUGACCAAGUCAACCAGGUCCACAUAACACAGGUGGCUCCUCAUAAAUUUCCACUGCACCCAGGUGCUCAUCCUCCUCGCAAGACUAAAAGACUUCCACACAAAUCACGUCAAAAGAACUUGAUACAAUCAGAUGCUGACCCAGUGUUUACUUUAGAUGAUUUUACGGAUGACUGUGAACCAUUCUUCGAGUCAGAGGAAGAUGAUUUUAGUAGCAGUGAUAACAGCUUUCAAAGUGAAGAGCCAAUCUAUAAUCCUGGAUUAAAGAAUGUCCAAAAAUGUACUCAAUACUCCUCUUCCCUACCAAUAAGUAUGCCAGCAGGGAAAAUUUCUCCUCCUAUGGAUGAUCAAGAGUUUGCUAUACCUGAACCAAGUAAGAUUGGAGAAUCCAUGAAAGCAUUAGCUCGUAGUGUUCAUGAUGCAUCUGAGAAGCUGUUUGGAGAACUACCCAGACCAAGACGGAGCACUUACUCUCACAGAUAGUAUAAGGAUUAAACAAUAUAUUAUUGCAGUCUAUACAUAGUCAAAGAAUAUUGCCUCCAUACACUGUAUAAGAAACACUUUAUUGAAAUUAAGGGUGAAACUUUGAGCUGCUUUAUUCAACGUGGAUCGUUGGAUUGACUCAAUAGAUAGAGCUUAAUUGUGUGCCUUGUGCAAAUAUUAGUACAGAGUGUACAAGAAUGGUGGAAAGGUGCGAAGUACUCAGAGUUACUUGUAAAAGAUAAAAGCAUUCUCAAAAUUGUCACUGUGGACCUUUGAGUGACAAGACAAAAUCAAGUUGCUAAUGCUGGAAGGUUGUCAAUAGCAAUGUGUAGUAUCACACAAUCACAUUCUAAAACUUUGCAUUUAAGUAUCACAAUUUAUUGCUGUAUUUUACAACUUGUGCGCUUUGUUGUGCAAGUAGAAUGGGAGUAAUAAUUAUACUUUACACUGAUGUCAAUUGUGAUCACAACUAAAUCCCUGUGAUGGACCUCUGAGAUGAGGAAGAAUCAACUUGUGUGGAUUCAAAUCAGGUUACAAAUAUCACCCUUGAAUCCUCUAACCCUUGAAUCAACCCUUGAAUCAACUAACCUUGUCUACCAGAGAGGUCUGCUGAGGAAUUUGACAGCAGUGUUAAAUACUACAAAAAGAUGUGUUUUAACUUUGCAGUAUGGGAAUUAAUUUAUCUAACAUUCAGUAACUGGGAUUUCUUUAAAAUUGUUUACUAAGUCGUCAGAAUUCAGUGGUCACUAAUGUCAAAUAAGUAUGGGGUAUAAUGGAAAAUAUAUGACUUUUAUUUAAAAUGAAUUUCGUAUAUGAUAAAUUUUUAGCAUAUUGUGACAAAAGAGUUAAGUUGGUAUUGAUAUUUUGUAUUUAUAAAACUUUAGAGUUGGCCUAUUGGUCCAAUAAAGAAACAUAUAUUUGUUUCAA
Stylophora pistillata is the source of this 5589-nucleotide messenger RNA. RefSeq lists its product as uncharacterized. The record is from RefSeq and is a predicted model, not a curated record. Gene Ontology annotation, biological process: negative regulation of TOR signaling; negative regulation of protein kinase activity; neurotrophin TRK receptor signaling pathway. Gene Ontology annotation, cellular component: cytoplasm. Lineage: Eukaryota; Metazoa; Cnidaria; Anthozoa; Scleractinia; Pocilloporidae.